CAGACGCCAUCAUGAAGAGCAAUCAAAUUGUCUUCCUUUGUGGAAUCAUCUUCCUGACUCUGACUGGAGUUCAAGCAUUCUGGAGCUCCAAAUCAAGACGCUGUUCCUGCAUUGAUGUCAGUGCCAACAUAUAUAGGAAAAGCAUAGUAAAGCUGGAGCAGUUUCCUCCAGGGCCUUCAUGUAAAAACUCCGAGAUCAUUGUCACUUUGGAGAAUGGGAUAAAAAAAUGUCUGGACCCAGAUUCCCCACAUGUGAAGAAAGAGAUAGAAGCCUGGAAGAAAAUGAAGAGUCACAAAAAUAACAAACCAAAAAGAAAUAAAAUUCGAAAAAUGAAGAAUGCUUCAAAGAAUAAAAAGUCUCAGCGUCCUCUCCCAAAGAAGACUGCAUAAGAGGCCAUUUCACCAAAAAGUCUUUCAGGUAAAAUGGUGUGGUAACAGCACAAGACUGUUGUGAGGAGCAAAUGGGAUAAUCCAAGUGAAACAAUAUUAUCAACUAUUCUUAUAUAAUAUACAUACAAAUAUAUGCUAUAGGCAAAUAAUUAUUAAACAGAAAAAUGUAUACAGCCUUUUAGAAUUUUUAGAUGGAAAAUGACCACUUAUACCCUAUAUAUUUAAAUGCAUUUCUUAUAUUGGGAAAAUAAAUAAUCAAUAAAUCAUUA
Messenger RNA from Gracilinanus agilis (Agile Gracile Mouse Opossum), 658 nucleotides. It is a transcript of the gene CXCL9, whose product is annotated as C-X-C motif chemokine ligand 9. Gene Ontology annotation, molecular function: CXCR chemokine receptor binding; chemokine activity. Gene Ontology annotation, cellular component: extracellular region. The record is from RefSeq and is a predicted model, not a curated record. NCBI's taxonomy places the organism in Eukaryota, Metazoa, Chordata, Mammalia, Didelphimorphia, Didelphidae. Gene Ontology annotation, biological process: neutrophil chemotaxis; cellular response to lipopolysaccharide; antimicrobial humoral immune response mediated by antimicrobial peptide. The transcript has 5 exons. The coding region runs from base 12 to 389 and encodes 125 amino acids.